AUGGAUUUCGAAAUGGAUGAAGACGAACUCGCAGUCGGCCAAGGACAUCAAAGUCAUUACGCUGAGGACCAUAGCCACUUCGACAGCCAGAGACUCAAAUCGAUUGCCGAAAUAUCAGAGUCUAUCGGAAAGCUAUACACCAACUUGAAUGCCCUCAAUCGGAACAUUGGAAGUGUCAACUUGGUCGGACGGCAGUUUGAGAACGUGUAUCACUUGUGGUCAAAAUUUGAAGAGGUGAUUCGCGUACCCUCAGCCUCGGUCACUUCCACGAGCGAUGCAACCAGCCCAGCCCAAAAUGUUCAGACUGAGAGCACUACUGGAGGCGCCCUCGCUUAA
Molecule: messenger RNA, 336 nt
Organism: Puccinia triticina
Lineage: Eukaryota; Fungi; Basidiomycota; Pucciniomycetes; Pucciniales; Pucciniaceae
Exons: 3
Coding region: 1-336 (111 amino acids)
Cellular component (GO): DASH complex; mitotic spindle; mitotic spindle pole body
Source: RefSeq, a predicted model, not a curated record